AUGGCCGGUGAUAUGCCAGUCGCACCAGAGGAUGCCCUGCCCGUCAUCAAUCUUUUACGCGGGUGGCCGGCGCCUGCACUGCUCCCUGCCGCCAUCAUAAAAAGCGCUGCCCACGCCGCAUUGUCAGAUCCUGCAGUGGCUUUCGCUGGCCUGGAAUAUGGACCCGAUCCCGGCUACGAGCCUUGUCGAGAAGCCAUAGCCGAUUGGUUGACGGCUAGCCAUCACUGCCUCGCUGCGAGAGACAGCGAUGGUGAGGAUUUCACCAUUGGACCGGAACGCAUCUGUAUCACUGGAGGAGCCUCUCAAAAUCUGGCAUGCAUGCUCGCAGUCUAUACGGAUCCUACGUACACUCGCAAUGUUUGGAUCGUAGAGCCGGCUUACAUGCUGGCCUUCCGCAUCUUCGAGGAUGCUGGCUUCGGCACAAAGUUGCGAGCGAUACCUGAUCAUGGUGGUAUUGAUCUAGAAUACUUGCGGCAAAAGCUGAUUGAGAGUGAAGCCGAAGCUGCAACAAAGUCUAUAGACAAGCCUCUUCUCAAGCCUGGCCGGCCUUGGGCCAAGAUUUACAAGCAUGUGAUUUACUGCGUUCCGUCAUUCAGUAACCCAUCUGGGACGACCAUGUCCUUGGAUGCACGAGAGGGACUUGUACGAUUGGCAAGGGAGUUUGACGCCCUUGUCAUCCCCGAUGAUGUCUAUGAUUUUCUACAUUGGUCAAUCCAUAAUCCUGGCAAUACAGAUGCUCAAGCACCGCGGACACAGCCGACAAGAGUACGACUGCCACGAUUAAUCGACAUCGACAGGUCCCUUGAUGGCGGUGCUGAAAGAUCUGGCACAGAUGGAUUCGGUAAUGUGUGCUCGAAUGGUUCUUUCUCCAAAAUUGUUGGACCUGGUAUCCGGGUAGGAUGGGUCGAAGGCACUAAAAGAUUCGCACACGGCAUUGCAGAAACUGGGUCGACAAAGUCAGGUGGAGCUCCCAGUCAACUCACCUCAACCUACAUGAAUCACAUCAUAAGAAGUGGAGAGCUUCAACGUCACAUCGAUACAACACUUAUUCCAGCCUACGCGCAUCGCCAUCGUGCCAUGGUAACUGCAGUUGAAGAACAUCUCGCUCCACUCGGCUUUCAAAUGCAUCGUCCGAAAGACUUCUUCGGUGGAUAUUUCAUUUGGCUGGUGCUCCCGACUUCUCUCCACGCACUUGAUCUGGUCGGUGAGUGCCUUCGACGGGCAAAUACCAUUGUCGCAUCAGGCAAGGUCUUUCAGGUUCCUGGUGACUCACACCGGCAAUUCAACAACCAUAUCCGUUUAUGUUUCGCCUUCGAAGACGUCUCGAGAUUGAUCGAGGGCGUCCGCAGAAUCUCCCACGUCUCGAGAUUUCCCUUGACGGCUUCAAAUGAGAUGCUAAGCUUCGCCUGA
This is a messenger RNA of Dissoconium aciculare CBS 342.82, 1410 nucleotides long. RefSeq names its product putative aminotransferase. Lineage: Eukaryota; Fungi; Ascomycota; Dothideomycetes; Mycosphaerellales; Dissoconiaceae. Gene Ontology annotation, molecular function: L-2-aminoadipate:2-oxoglutarate transaminase activity; pyridoxal phosphate binding. Gene Ontology annotation, biological process: biosynthetic process. The transcript has 4 exons. The coding region runs from base 1 to 1410 and encodes 469 amino acids. The record is from RefSeq and is a predicted model, not a curated record.